UCACGACUCUCUCAAUCUCACAAAUCCUCACCGGCGGCGAGCCCUUUUUUCCCUUCGCCGCCGCGGCGCCAUGCUCCGCCUCCGCAGCUGUGUCCUAACCCACCUCCUCUCCUCUCCCUCCGCCUCUCCAAUUCCAUCCUCUCUCCACCGCCUCAUCUCCGCCGCCGCGCCCGCCGUCUCAUCAAACCCUGGCUUCGCUGUGGAGGACUACCUCGUCGCCACCUGCGGCCUCACCCGAGCGCAAGCCCUCAAGGCCUCCACAAAGCUCUCCCACGUCAAGUCCCCCUCCAAACCCGACGCCGUCCUUGCCUUCCUCGCCGGCCUCGGCAUCUCCAGCGCCGACGCCGCCGACCUCGUCGCGAAGGACCCCCUGUUACUCUGCACCAGCGUGGACAAGACCCUGGCCCCCAACGUCGCGGAGCUCACCGGCCUCGGUUUCUCGGUUUCCGAGAUCGCACGCCUCGUCUCGAUCGGCCGCGCCGGAUUCCGCCGUAGAUCCAUCGUCUCCAAGCUUCACUACUACCUGCCCCUCUUCGUCUCCAUCCAGAACCUCCUACGAGCAUUGAAGUUCAACGACAGUAUCCUCAAAUACGGACUCGAGAGGAGUCAGAGGGCAACUAAGCUUAACCUCGCGGUCCUGCGGGAGUGCGGGCUUGGUGACUGCGAUAUUGCCAAGGUGUGCAUCGCAGUGCCAUGGAUGCUCACCACCAACGUGGAACGCGUCCGGGCAACUGUGGCGUGCGCAGACGGUGUAGGUGUGCCUCGUGAGUCUCAGAUGUUCAGGCACGCGCUGCACGCUGCUGCAUGCCUGGGCAAGGAGAAGAUCGCCGUCAAAGUUGAGUUCUUGAAGAAAAUGUUUAGGUGGUCGGAUGCUGAGGUGGGAAUCGCUGUUUCCAAGUUGCCAUAUGUGCUGUUGAGGUCUAAGGAGGCGCUGCAGAGCAGGUCAGAGUUCCUCAUCUCUGAGUUGGCGUUGGAACCGGCAUACAUUGCUCAUCGGCCGGCAAUGCUAUCUUAUAACUUGGAGCGUCGUCUCAGACCUCGCUACUAUGUCGUGAAGUUUCUCAAGGAGAACGAGUUGCUAGAGCGCGACCGGGACUACUAUAGGACAGUCACAAUCAGCGAUAAGGUAUUCAUGGAGAAGUUCAUACACCCUCACAAGGAAGCUGCCCCACACCUCGCUGAAGACUAUGCAGCAGUUUGCAGUGGGGAAGUGCCCGCUAGAUUCAUAUUUGCAUGAACCAAGAACAGGGUAUUGAUUUUGAAUAUGCCUGCUGCACACCAACGAUUUCACUCUGCGUCGUGAGCUGGUACUUCAUGUUUGUUGUCUGCUAUUGUAUGUAUGCUAAAUUCUAGUUUGGUGGUUGCUAACUUCUGAUGAAACUGAUACUCCAUUCUUUGAUGGCAUGGUUAUGAAGUUGUUCGUCCUCAUGUCAUGUUGUCGAGAAAGUAGAGAUCAGGCAUUCCUUCGAUACAUUG
Lolium rigidum is the source of this 1476-nucleotide messenger RNA. RefSeq lists its product as uncharacterized. Lineage: Eukaryota; Viridiplantae; Streptophyta; Magnoliopsida; Poales; Poaceae. The coding region runs from base 71 to 1237 and encodes 388 amino acids. The transcript has a single exon. The record is from RefSeq and is a predicted model, not a curated record. Gene Ontology annotation, molecular function: double-stranded DNA binding. Gene Ontology annotation, biological process: chloroplast organization; regulation of DNA-templated transcription. Gene Ontology annotation, cellular component: chloroplast.